Messenger RNA from Daphnia magna, 1826 nucleotides. It is a transcript of the gene Golgin97, whose product is annotated as golgin subfamily A member 1. The transcript is spliced from 6 exons. Gene Ontology annotation, cellular component: Golgi apparatus. Bases 63 to 1589 code for a protein of 508 amino acids. The record is from RefSeq and is a predicted model, not a curated record. Lineage: Eukaryota; Metazoa; Arthropoda; Branchiopoda; Diplostraca; Daphniidae.
AAUCUAAUUUACUUAUAGUGUACACAAAUCUUUCGGACAGAAAACAUCUGUUGAAGUGUAAAAUGUUUGCGAAAUUAAAGAAAAAAGUUGAAGAUCUAGAAGGCUCCGACCUACACAAAUUAGCAAAUUCUAUAAGCUUCUCAAAUGUCACUGGAGGUCCCGAAAAAUCUGCUUCAUCGAAUUCAAUUAAGUCUCAUGAUAAUUUUGUGGCUUCAUCGCAAUCCCAGAAAGGAUCAACUACAAGUUUAUCCUCGAUGCAGGGAGGGAUCAGGCCAGAUGAAGCUGAUGCAACAAUAGCUACAGACAAAAAAUGGAAACAAAGGUUAGUUGAAAUAGAAAAUGAGUGGAGAGUCAAAGUUAUGGUGCAAGAACACGAGAAAGAACAGAUUGCAAAAGACCGUGAUUUGCUCAACCAGCAGAAAAGAAAAAUGGAAGAAGAGAUAAAAGAAUUGAAAGGUUAUCAGGAUAAAUGUCUGAAAGCUGAAGAAAGCCUCAAACAGAUGCAAGAAUCGAAUAAACGAGAAUCAGCCUCACUACAGCUCUUGUUGUCAAAUGCCAGUGUUGAAGUUGAAGACAUGAAGGUGAAGGAUGAUCAACUCCAUAAAGAAUUGAUCAAGAAAGAUGAAAUGAUUAAAAUGCUUCAAGUUCAAAUACGUCUCAAUGAGGAGAUGUAUCAAAACAGCAAAAAAUCGGAUUUAGAAGGGAGCAGCCAAGAACCCCAGGUUGAUAGACUAGAACAUGAAAAUCUUCAAAAGCAACUUCAGUUAAAACAUGAAGAAAGGCUGAAAACACUUGAAGAAAGCUUGAUAGCAAAAGAUUGUGAACUUCAACGGUUACAAAGGCAUUUAGAUCAAGGGAAAACGGCCCUUGAUACCAUGACGCAGAAUUGGCAAGAGGAAAAAACCCAUAAUUUAAGUUUAAAAGACAGAAUUGCCCAACUGUCGGAAGAAAAAGAUCACUUUGUUGUUCGGAAUGCUGAACUUUCACAGCAAGUAUCAUUGAGCCAGCAGCAAUUGCAGCGGACCGAGAAGGAGUUGUAUGAACUUCAGGAUAAAUUUUGCAACACGGAGAAGGAGAACCAGCAAAUUAAACUUCUGCUGGCAGACGCGGAAGCCCGAGACGAGAACUCGGAGCGUACUUGCAAAUUACGGUCACAGAUUGCUGAAUUGGAAGCAGCGUUUUCGGAAAAGAACAAAACCAUCAAAUUGCAGCAACAGCGAUUGGCCGACAUGAAAAAGACACUACAAAAGGAAUUGAAGAACCAAAACAAUGACGCUGAUUGUCUUUCAGUGCCUACAUCUUUGCCAAUAGCACCAAAAAGUCCCAUUCUAUCACAAGCCCCGCAAUCUGCCAAGAGUGAAAUGGAAGAAGUGAAUUUUAAGUAUCUGAAACAUGUCAUAUUCAAAUUCUUAACAAGUCGAGAGUAUGAGGCACAGCAUUUAACACGGGCUGUCUCAACCUUGCUGAAAUUGACACAGGACGAGGAAAAACUGUUGAAAGAAACGCUGGAGUGGAAGAUGUCAUGGUUUCGGUCACGACCGGACUUAGGGACCGGACAAGGUGCCAUGUACAUUCCUCCGACGCAUUGAUACCUACCGGCUUCUUGUCGCAAUUUAUUCGUGCAGCAUUUUGCAAGUCGAGCAAGUUUAAUAGCUGAUCUGCUCCAAAGAAUCUUAACCCUGUACAGAAACACUCCAGACUUGAUGUCGUGUACCCUUUACAUUGUAAACCUUACCUCUCGUAUGGCCUCCUUGGAUACUGCAGCUAGUAAUCGUGUAAUAAUGGCUUUUUAUUUAAAAAAAGAAAAUGUUUCCAUUAGUCCUUAA